Mesorhabditis belari is the source of this 963-nucleotide messenger RNA. Lineage: Eukaryota; Metazoa; Nematoda; Chromadorea; Rhabditida; Rhabditidae. The record is from the annotation of a GenBank genome assembly.
AUGUCCGGAAAGAUUCAAAAAAAUCGCUUUAAAAAGGGAAACACUGAGGAUAAAUACAUUGUGGUGGAUCACGAUCGAGAAAUCGCGGAACGCUUCUAUCGAGUGGAUUCAUCUUGGAUUCACUCAAAAAGAAAUCAACGUUUCUAUUCGAAUGAAGUAAAUGCAUUGGAACUUUUGGGGGAAAAUGAGAAUAUUGUGAAAAUGUUAAAUAAAAGAACAGUGGACAAAAAUGGAAUGCAUUUCUUGGUCGUUUCAUUGGAAUACAUCAAGAUGACAUCACUCAAUAAAAUAAUCCUUUCUCCUUGCUACAAAUACACGGCGAAAACAGUUGGUGAGUGGUUGAGGCAAUUAUUCUCGGCGGCCGCGUUUCUUCACCAAAAACAGCUCGUUCAUCGGGACAUUAAACCGUCAAACAUUCUCGUCACCGACAAUUUCCACUUGAAAAUCACAGAUUUCGAGUGUUGCAAAUCGGUGGAUCCGGCGAAAACGAACACUUUCGACGUGGGAACGAUUCGUUAUAAACCCCCAGAGUCCAAGGGAUUCAAUCCGAUUAAUGGAAGGACUUUGUUCACAGACAGCGGUGAUGUGUUCUCGAUCGGGAUCACCGGAUGGGAAAUCAUUAUGAGAAGUGAAUGCAUUCUCGAAGAAUCGAUCGACGAUUCCGGGUCAAUGAUGUUCAUCAAUGAUGUUCAUCGAACCCCCAGAUUGAGAUGCAUUCGCGAAUUCGAGGAAUUGAUCACAAACUCCACCUCGAUCUCUCACCACCUUCGACCGACAGCUUUGGCCGCUAAAAGCCAUUUAGAGGAAGCGUUGAAAAACAACUACUUCAACUCCCUCAAAUUCGAGCCGGAUUUCGAUGAGACUUUGACAAAAAUUCAUUUACCAUUCGAUGUAAAACUGAUAAAAUCUGAUGGAAAUGACGAGGAAAGCAGGGAAUCUUUCACUCCUCCAUCAGUCGAUUUU